GACUGAUGGUGAACGGAUGGGAGAGGCUGCCUGCGCGUUCACAAACCCUCCCAUCGCUCUGUUACUGACCGCGGGAGCGCGCAGUGGACCGGUCGUCCUCAGUCAGUCGCGAGAGGAAAACAGCCUCCAGAACGCACCUCAUCAUCCUACAGGGAAAAAAAUGUUUCUUCCACCGCCUACCUUCACCGUUAUCACCGUGGAGAAAAGUCCCAUUAAAGGAUUUACUAUAGAGGACGUUUGUUGUUUCGACCACUAAUCUGUGUUAUAAAAAAAGAUAUCAUCCAGAGUGCCCCGUUAGGAAAAACUGCAAGGAUUGGGAAUUAAUAUCGGACAGGUAAGAUGACGGAUCAAAAAGUAAACUGGAGAUUAUUAUGUAUCUGACACAUCAUGACACAAAUAGUAUUUUAAUUAUGCUGUAAUGUGUGGACCAGAUAGAUCAUUAUCAAAUUUAAGCUUAUAGCAUCAAUCCAUCCAUUUGAGGUCUAUAAUUCCUGUUUCAUAAAGUCUCAUCAGGAAAUAAAACAUAAACAUAACAGUUUUGUUUUCUAUAUUUUACCAGUAUUUUAGGAUACUUUGUUCAGAACGAACUGUAAUUUAAUUGGAUUAAACUUCAGAGGUCGAAAUGACAUCGAAAAUGUAUUUUAAUGCGGCAUCGAGCAACCCCGUCGUGGAUGCGUUUCCGCACUGAGGACCGCUAGACGCUCUGCAUGCGUUUCCGCACCGAGGACCGCUAGACGCUCUGCAUGCGUUUCCGCACCGAGGACCGCUAGACGCUCUGCUCCGCGGUUUGCGCCAAAGCUCUCAUGCUAGCCUCGCAGCCACUGUUAUGUGAAGUAAAGAGAACCAAUUUCCACUUAGUACAUUUUGAAGCUGUGAAAUUGUAGCUAUGUGAGUUUAUCUGAACUCGGGAAUUUGGUCGCCCUGAGCCUAUAAUGUAAAAGUGAAAUCUGUUUAAUCGAUCACAUUAAUCAACCUUGUAUUGUAAACCCGUUCCAUAUAUGUAUUUGUAUGAUAUCUGCAGGCUGCAGAAUCCCGAAGCCUCUCUGAGACUAGUCCUAACCUGCUCGCCGUGUCCCAAAUUCCCAGAGACAUAAUAAGCCUAUCCAGAGUGCAGUGCUGUGCUCUAGUGCUGUAAUGCAACAGGAUGUAGCAGUGCAUUAUGCUAAAGAUUAAUUCUGUGUACAACAUUAUGGCUGCCUUUCUAGAUCUGUUAUAGAUGAGCAGAACAUAUAAUUGUCUAUGGUGAAGUGACAUUUACUGAAGACGAUUUUGCUAAUGAAUAAAUACAUGAAUUAACAUCCUUUGUCUUCUUCUCAGAUGGUGAAAAUGGCGUCAUGGCGGCUGGUCAGUCUCCUGGCGGUGUGGACUGUCGUGUUGGGUCUGGCCCAGUGUUGCCCAGAGCCCUGUAGCUGUCUGGAUAAAUAUGCCCACCAGUUCGCUGACUGUGCCUACAAAGACCUGCUGUUAGUUCCCGUAGGUCUCCCCUUCAACGUCACCACCCUCUCUCUCUCCGCCAACAAGAUCAAACUCCUGAAGGCCAAGAGCUUCAUUAACGUCACCCAGGUGUGUUUGUGUGUGAAUGUGGUCCCGUGUGGCUCAGUUGGUAGAGUAUGGCGCUUGUAAUGCCAAGGACCGUGGGUUCGAUUCCCACUGGGGCCACCCAUGUGAAAAGUGUCUGCUAAAUAUCAUAUGUUAUAUUACCGGAGGAGUAAAUGACAGAUGUGUUGAAUGAAUAAAGUCUUGUUCUCCAGGUGACCUCCCUAUGGCUGGCCCACAACGAGAUUGUGACCAUGGAGAGGGACACUCUGGCCCCGCUGAUCCAGCUCCGCAACCUGGACCUCAGCUACAACAAGAUCGUCAACUUCCCCUGGGAGGACCUGGCCAACCUCACCGCCCUUCAGCUGCUCAAGAUGAACAACAACGAGAUGAUCAACCUCCCUAAAGAUGCCUUCUCCACCCUCAAAGACCUGAGGUCCCUGAGGAUCAACAACAACAAGUUCACCACUAUAGUCCAGGGGACUUUCAGCUCUCUCAGCUCCAUGUCUCACCUGCAGAUCUACAACAACCCAUUCACCUGCUCUUGCAGUCUGGAGUGGCUGAGAGACUGGAUCACUGAGUCUAAGAUCUCCGUCCCAGAGCAGGACUCUAUCGUCUGCGAGGCCCCUGAACAUCUGAAAGGGGCCCUGGUGACCAAGAUGCCCAAGCUGGACUGCAGGGCCCCAACGGUGUCCAUCACCUACCAGCCCAACCUGGACAACACUGAGCUAUACGAAGGCUUUAUGGUGAUCCUCAACUGCGAUACCAAGGGAAACCCCAAACCAGAGGUCAGCUGGGAGGUAGUGAACACAGGGAACCAGAAGUUCACGUUCAGUUUGCCCUCUGAGGUCAGCGAGAAAAGCGACUCGCCCAUCAACGAUAAAACCACCAACGGACGGUUCCUGGUCUUCCAGAACGGCACCAUGAUCAUCCCCCAUAUGAGCAAGAAGGAGGAUGGGAACUACAGCUGCUCGGCUGUCAACGACCUCGGUAAAGCAGACAGCACAGUGAAGGUAGCAGUGGCGGGCACCAAGAAACAGGCCAUUAACUCCAUGCUGGACUCCACAGCAGAUAAGAUCCUCCGUCCAUCUGGUGGAAACAAGCCGGGGCCUAAGAUGACCAACAACGUCAUCAACUGGCCCAAGUCUGACUCUGGGAAGAUCAAGACCGUUCCAACUGGGUCGUCUGGUAAACACGGCGAUGGCUCAGUGCAGGCUGGCGAGGGCUCAGAGGAGCUGCCGUUUGCCAGGAAGUGUGGCAUCAGCGAUGGCACUCAGUACAUCUCCAACCACGCAUUCAACCUCAGUCUGGACCAGCUCAAGCAGUACACCUUUGAUUUCGGCGUCAUCGCGUUGGAAGUGUCCGAGACCGAGGCCAAAGUGCAGCUGAAUCCUCUCCAGCUCCCCAACAGUAAGAACAACCUCCACCUCAGCCACAAUGAGAACCUAGAGACCGUCAACAAAGAGCCGUUCAGCCUCUAUCAAGCCUCAACCAAAACCCCUCUGGACAUGCUCUAUCUGUGUUUCAAUACUGGUAACGGACACUCUGUGGUGCAGUGGUCCCGGAUAGAGGAAGGAAUCAACGCCUACAAGUUCCAGGGCCUACAACCAGGCACUAACUACACCCUGUGUCUGACCUAUGGAGGUCAGGACUGUCAGGUCCAGGUAGUCUUCACAACCAGGAAGAAGAUUCCUUCUCUGCUAAUCAUAGUGGUGGUCAGUACCUUCCUGCUGGCGCUGGCUACAGUUCCUCUGCUGGGAGCCACCUGCUGUCAUCUCUUAUACAAGUACCAGGGAAAGACUUACAAACUGAUCAUGAAGGCGGCACAGAAGAACCCAGAUCAAAUGGAGAAACAGAUGGUCGGAGGUGAUUUCGACCCCCGGGCGUCUUUUGUCGAGUUGGAAAAGAAUUUCAACCCGAGUGAAAUGGGAGACGGAGAGGACGGCGAGGACGGAGAGGGGGAGGAGGGGGAGGAGGUGGAGGGGAGCAUGGUUACCGAGUCCAUUCCGGGUUCUACGUCUAAAUUCGAGGUGGGCUCGGAGUACAGCGAUAGAUUACCGUUGGGGGCGGAGGCGGUGAAUAUCUCUGAAGACGGAAACGGUAAUUACAAAGAGCCGAGUCGC
Molecule: messenger RNA, 3659 nt
Organism: Coregonus sp. 'balchen'
Lineage: Eukaryota; Metazoa; Chordata; Actinopteri; Salmoniformes; Salmonidae
Source: the annotation of a GenBank genome assembly